This is a messenger RNA of Guyanagaster necrorhizus, 1887 nucleotides long. Its product is annotated as NADPH oxidase. Gene Ontology annotation, biological process: superoxide anion generation; defense response. The record is from RefSeq and is a predicted model, not a curated record. NCBI's taxonomy places the organism in Eukaryota, Fungi, Basidiomycota, Agaricomycetes, Agaricales, Physalacriaceae. The transcript is spliced from 9 exons. Gene Ontology annotation, cellular component: NADPH oxidase complex; plasma membrane. Bases 1 to 1674 code for a protein of 557 amino acids. Gene Ontology annotation, molecular function: superoxide-generating NAD(P)H oxidase activity.
AUGGGAGAAAGCUGGAUUCGCAGGGAGUUUCUCAGCGCAAGGAGGCUGGCCUUCAAUGUCAUUUUCUACGGAAUCCAUUUUGCGCUCUUUGGUUAUGGGUGGCACAGCCAGGCUGCUAACACCAGGCUUGCUGCUCUCAACGCUUUGACUUGGUCUGUGUGGACAUCUCGUGGUGCAGGUCUCGUUCUGGCAUUCGACGGCGGCAUGAUUCUCGUUCCCAUGCUGCGAAAUGUUAUCCGCUUCGUUCGACCGAAGCUCACCUGGCUCUUUCCCGCCGACGAGAACAUCUGGUUCCACAGACAGGUCGCUUAUUCGAUGGCAUUUUGGACCAUGGUCCACACAACGGCGCACUACGUCAACUUUUUUAACGUCGAGCGCAGUCAGGUUCGGAAGGAAAUUGCUCUGGACAUCCACUACACCCAGGCGGGUGGGAUCACCGGUCACUUCAUGCUCCUUAUCAUGGUCUUGAUAUAUGCGACUGCUCAUCAGAAGAUGCGCAAGCAAUGCUUUGAGGCAUUCUGGUACACUCAUCAUCUUGCCUUCUUCUUUAUGAUCGGUCUCUAUUCUCACGCAACGGGAUGUUUUGUUCGUGACUCUGUCAAUCCGGAUUAUAUCAGUACAUUCCCGUUCUACUCCACCGAACAUUGUCUGGGGUAUAUGAGUUGGAGGUUCACAAUCUGGCCCGGAAUCAUGUACUUUGGUGAACGAGUGUAUCGUGAAUGGCGUGCUAGACGUGCUACUCGAUUGUCCAAAGUCCUUGUCCACCCAAGUGGUGCUAUGGAGCUGCGUAUCAUCAAGCCUAGUUUCAAGUAUACACCUGGACAGUGGUUGUUCCUUCAGGUUCCAGAACUUUCACGCUUUCAGUGGCAUCCUUUUACCAUCACAUCAGCGCCAGGAGAUCCUUAUGUGUCUGUCCACGUACGACAAGUGGGUGAUUUCACGAUGGGACUCGGAGAGCGGCUUGGCGUUGGUCCGUCUGUUGUCAAUGCGAUGACCCAAGCGGCCAUGAAAGGCUCAUAUAAAGAUGAGAAGUCUGGCUUGGGGUCUCGAGGUGAUUACCUUGAAUUAGAUGGCUCCGACUCUCUGCCCGCUGUCAGGAUCGAUGGGCCAUAUGGUGCCCCAGCGGAGGACGUAUUCGACGCCGAGGUAGCUGUGCUUGUUGGUGCUGGUAUCGGUGUCACACCAUUUGCUUCAAUCUUAAAGCACAUAUGGUACAAACAGAAAAGCGGUAACCUCGGCGUCCUACGUCGAGUUGAAUUUUUCUGGGUUUGCCGUGAUGCUCCGUCAUUUGGGUGGUUCCAAAGUUUGUUGCAAGAAGUUGAAGCUGCUCAAGCGGAUCCCAAUUUCCUUCGCAUCAAUAUCUAUCUUACUCAGAAAAUCGGGGAAGAUAUGCUUUGGAAUAUCGCGGUCAACGACGCCGGUGCCGCUUAUGAUCCCCUGACGCUCCUCAGGACGCGCACCAUGUUCGGUCGUCCGGACUGGAUGACCAUCUAUGGGCAGAUGAAGCAAGCUAUUGAAGCAGGACAAUAUAUUCCUGGUUCGAAGUCGCAGUUGAAGACCAAGGUCGCUACUUACUUUUGUGGACCGGGUGCCAUCGCGAAAGCGCUCAAAGAGGCAACGAUGCACCACAGCUCGUCCACUGUCAACUUCACCUUUGCGAAGGAACACUUUUAAUUAUUGGCUGGAUCUACAUGAUGAAGUACUUGUUAUCUAUUUUACAUUAGUCGUAACCGAGGUGAUUGGACGUGUGGUUACUACGAGAAUGCAACUGGAUAUUUUGCAUUAAAUUUUCAUGAUACACAGCAGGUCGAUGAAAACGAAAUUGACAAGAUGGUAAUGAUAUGCGGCAUUAUACGAAAAAUCUAUGGUAACUGUAUGAGCGAUUCU